Aspergillus aculeatinus CBS 121060 is the source of this 1028-nucleotide messenger RNA. RefSeq names its product alpha/beta-hydrolase. The record is from RefSeq and is a predicted model, not a curated record. The transcript is spliced from 2 exons. Bases 1 to 783 code for a protein of 260 amino acids. NCBI's taxonomy places the organism in Eukaryota, Fungi, Ascomycota, Eurotiomycetes, Eurotiales, Aspergillaceae.
AUGCUGGAUCAGUUUGCCGCCUUUCAAUGGAUCUAUGCCAAUAUUGAGGCCUUUGGAGGUGAUCCGAAUCACAUUACCGUCCAAGGCCAGUCCGCUGGCUCCGCAGCUACUCAGCACAUCUUGUACAGCAAUUUGACGCGCGAUCUGAUCGUCGGUGCCAUCGUCGAGAGCGGUGUCCGGGACCCCCACGACCCCCACGACCCCCUGUGUACCAGCUUCGCUGAAACCUACACCUCGCUGGACGAGGCGCUGAAGGACGGAGAUACCUAUCUGUCGAACUUGGGAGUUUCGAGUAUCGCCGAAGCCCGCACCCUCAGUAUGGAGGCCUUGAUCGACGGAGCGACCGGCACUACCCGUGAUACCACGAUCAUGUUUGAGGCAGUUCUUGAUUAUUACGCGAUGCCGGACACCUACCUCAACGUCCUCAUAAAAGGUCUGGCCCACGACGUCCCAGCCAUCACUGGAAACAAUAAGGACGAGAAUAGUGCGACCUACGGCCUCGAUAUUUCGCUCGCGGAAUAUCUGCAAGACCUCAACCAAACGUACAGUGGGGAAUGGGUAGACCGGUUUCUGAGUCUUUAUCCGGCGAAUGACUCGACAACCGCAUCAGGGGCAUAUAAUUCCAUGUUUACUGACCGAUCCAAGGAUCACGCGCCCUCCGGUCAGACUUCCGGCGCCUAUCACGAGUCGGAUAUCAAUUACGUACUGAACAAUCUCUAUGCCAUAGACAAGCCCUGGACCGCCGAGGACUACGCUAUCGCCAACAAGAUGAACGAUUAUUGAGCCAGCUUCAUCAAGACGGGGAAUCCCAACACGCAGGCUCAAGGUACGGUUGAGUGGCCCGCAGUGAAUGCCUCCAAACUGGUUCAGCAUGUGGGUAAUGGAUGGGGCCAGAUUCCCAGUGCCUGGAACAAGAAGGUCGGACUAUUUGAGGAUUGGUUUGCCACCUUAGUGGCAUACUGAUCUCCCAGUUAUUGUUGUGGGGCAACCAGUCAGUAUAACCUUCUAACUUGACUUGGGGACGAGAG